AUGGCCGACAAGCCGAGUAGCACGUCGGAGGUCGCACACUCCACUUUUCAGCCAGAAAGAGUUGUUGUAAAGUGGUACCGCUCACCAUUCUACAAUGCCACGAUCCUUGGCAUCUGCAGCUUCGCCGCACCUGGUCUUUGGGGUGCGAUGAAUUCACUCGGAGCCGGCGGUGCACAAGAGCCAUAUCUUGUAAACACGGGCAACGCCCUUACAUUCUGUCUCAUGAUAGUUUCAUGCUGGCUAACUUCGUCAAUUGUCAAAUACAUCGGUAUCAAAGGUGCCCUUGUUGUUGGAACAAUUGGUUUCGCCCCAUACAGUGCCGGCCUUUACCUAAAUAAUCGGUAUGGUGUCGAGUGGCUUGUCAUCCUCGGUGCUGCUUUCUGUGGCGUAUCAGCUGGCAUCUUCUGGGGUUCUGAAGCUGCCAUUGCUAUUGCAUAUCCUGAGCCACGUAACAGAGGACGAAUGAUUGCUUAUUGGCUCACUUGGACAAGAUUCGGCCAGAUCCUUGGUGGUGCAAUCAACCUUGGCCUGAAUUCUGAUCGUAAUGGGGCUGGGAAGGUCUCUUACAAAGUCUACCUGAUUUUCAUUGCCCUGCAAUCUUGUGGUCCAUUCGUGGCAUUGCUGCUGAAUAGGCCUCACAAGGUUCAGCGGAGCGAUGGCAAGGCGGUGAAGCUUACAAUUGCUGACAAUCCUUGGCAAGAGAUCAGAGCCACGACAAGCGCGUUUUUGACACCCAAGUUUCUGCUCCUUGUUCUCUGGAUCGGUCAGGGUGUCUACUCGGAAUCCAUAUUCUUCACUUACAUUGCACUUUGGUUUUCCGUCAGAGCCAGAGCCCUGGGCUCGUUUCUUUCAGGCAUCGUGGCCAUUGUGGCUGGUAAUCUUCUUGGCUUGUGGCUCGACCAGAAUGGAAUCGCUCUCAAGAAGAGAGCUCGGUGGGCAUUUGCUGUGAUCAUGACUCUGCAGGGAGCAUGGUGGCUCUGGCUUACCAUCAAUGUUACCGAAUACCGCCGGACGCAACCCACAUUUGACUGGGACGACCCGGGUUUCGCAAGAGGAUUCGGAGUCUUCAUCUUCUUGGUUUCUGGAUUUCAGCUCAACUACAAUUUCGCAUUCUUCAUGAUUGGGCAAAUUUCAGAGAGUUCGCAAGAAACUAUUCGACUUGCUGCCCUUCUCCGUGGUACAGAAUCUGCCUGGCAGGCUGUCAGCUACGGACUCAAUGCCAUUCCCAUAUUUGCGCUUGUUGGAGGGCCAUACAUCAACUUUGGGCUUUGGUUCGUGUCCAUCUAUCCGGCCUGGCUGGUUGUCAGAGAUUUCGACGCCAACGACAAGGAGACAAAUUCUAAGUCUGUUACUCGGUCAAAAGUGGUAUCCCAGCUCGAGCCCGAAGCAUAG
Molecule: messenger RNA, 1392 nt
Organism: Colletotrichum graminicola M1.001
Lineage: Eukaryota; Fungi; Ascomycota; Sordariomycetes; Glomerellales; Glomerellaceae
Product: cytochrome c oxidase subunit 1
Exons: 3
Coding region: 1-1392 (463 amino acids)
Source: RefSeq, a predicted model, not a curated record